AUGAUUUGCCGCCGUGGCAGGUCCCCGGCGGCCCUGGAAGAUGACGACCUGCUGGGGGAGAUCCUUCUCCGUCUACCUCCUAUGCCGUCCUCCCUCCCGCGCGCCUCCAUCGUCUGCAAGCGCUGGCAAGGUCUCGUCACCGACCAUGGAUUUCUCCGCCGCUUCCACGCGCACCAUCGGGAGCCGCCCCUCCUCGGCGCCUUCUUACAUCAUCCCGGUGAUAAGCUCAAGUUUACUCCUAUCCUGCCCGCUCCGGACCGCAUCCCUCCUCCGUACCUCGACAAAGGGGCCCGCUUGCUCAGUUGCCGCCAUGGCCGCUUCCUCAUCAUACACAGGGAGCACGUGGAUGUCUUCGUGUGCGACCACACCACCAGCAGCCAGCAUCGUUUGCUAAUUCCACCCGAGUUCAAGGGGCGUUACAUCAAUGGGGCGGUGCUAUGUGCUUCCCGCGAACGGGGCCACGUGCACCGCGAUUGCCACUCCACCCCCUUUAAGGUGGUCUUGCUGCUUGUGCAUGCUAAAAAUGGUCGACCUCUCACCUCUGUUUAUUCCUCUGAGACCGACACAUGGGCCGAUCUCAUCUCUACAGAUGUUCAGUAUCAUGGUUGUUUUGACGAUUAUUUUAGCACCCUUGUUGGUAAUGUACUUUACUGGUCGUUUAAGUAUGUGAUGAAGGCUAUACUUUGGUUUGAUUUGGAAAGGCAAAUCCUUGAUGUGCUCGAGGGGCCUCCUCAUAUGUAUCAUUCAGGCAACCAUCAGAUCAUCCAGGUAGAGGAUGGCGCAGUUGGUCUUGCCAUGAUGUCUCACCAUUACAACAACAUUCAAAUGUGGCAGAGGAAUGUGAAUUGCCACGGUGUAUCCACAUGGAUGUUGUGGAAGACCAUUGAGAUGCAUAACAUUCUUGGGAUCCCUCCUCAGGUCGAUGGACAGAAGACCUGGUGGAAGGGAAUUAAACUAGCCAGCGGGCCCUUUAGAUUUAGAACAUGGAUCUCUAUCAUCGUGCUGCACAGCUUGGUUACAUCAAAUUGCAUGCGUGAAUGCAGUGCAGACCCUGGAUGGGAUAUUAGCUUUCCAAACAACAUCCCAGAUGCUAUGGUCCUCCGCCUCAUUUGUGGAACUGGAGGUUGA
This is a messenger RNA of Aegilops tauschii subsp. strangulata, 1128 nucleotides long. RefSeq lists its product as uncharacterized. Gene Ontology annotation, molecular function: protein binding. Lineage: Eukaryota; Viridiplantae; Streptophyta; Magnoliopsida; Poales; Poaceae. The record is from RefSeq and is a predicted model, not a curated record.